AUGCAAUCCAUCGUUACCAUGCAUCAGUAUGGCAGUGACGUCAAGGCAGUCAGUAAUACAGUCACACCUGGUUUACACGUCACGAUCUUUCUAAUUCGCAAAACAGGAGAUUUCGAUGAUAGCAACUUGAGCUACUCAAUAGACUUUAGUUCAGCUGUCGAAGUCAGUCUAGAACGGUCGAGUGGCAGCAUUCAUUCCCGCUGCUUAUGUCGAGUAUUCCAAGCGUUGAAAUGCAGAACAUACCGUAAAACAACUCGCUGGUUUGUGUUAGUCAACCGUCAUGAUGAUGCUCAGUGUCGGCCGCCAAAUGUAUAUUCUUUCGGAUAUUUUCUUGUGGCAUUGGGCGGGUAUCAAGAUGUAUUUGAACUUUCGAAUGUGGUCUUGCCGUACAACAUCUUCCUCUAA
Lindgomyces ingoldianus is the source of this 405-nucleotide messenger RNA. RefSeq lists its product as uncharacterized. Bases 1 to 405 code for a protein of 134 amino acids. The transcript is spliced from 4 exons. NCBI's taxonomy places the organism in Eukaryota, Fungi, Ascomycota, Dothideomycetes, Pleosporales, Lindgomycetaceae. The record is from RefSeq and is a predicted model, not a curated record.